AACGGAAGUUACAAGAACAUUACCAACGGACAAAACAACAUCAUCAACAAAAGCAGAAACACCAACCAAACCAUCAAUAAAUUAUUCAAAAGAAACAUCAAUCAUUCCAUCAAACCAGGUUACAACAGUAUCACAAGGAUAUACCAUGUCUGGAAGUUCUUCGGCCUACUGGAAGUUUCCAACAUAUCUCGAAUCAGUAACAGCAGAUAAAACAGAAAUGACAACUGGUUAUGUUACCAUCUUAACAACAUUAUUUACAAAUACAACACUCAAUCGUUUUAAUCAAAGUCCAGUUGAUGUUUGUAGCUAUGACUGUCCAUGCAUUUUUGGAAAUGGAACUGUUACUAUAGAAACGUUAGAUGCUAGAAUAGAACAAUUAAAGACUGUCUUACAAAUUGAUAAAAAGGAGACAAGUUCCUACGUUCGUAAACUUACUUGUGCAAAAGACAGUCGCCCUAGUGCUAAAAAUAUAGGUUAUAUUGGAAUUCUGAUUUUAGUUAUUGUGUUUGGAUCCAUAAUAAUGAGCGAUUUAAUCAGCCUGGUUCGAUUCAUGCAGCGAACUUUGUUUAAGAAAAACAAUGAUCGAAGUAUCCAAGAAAGAUUAUCAUUUCAAGAUUCCAAAUCAUUUGAAGACCUCUCUAAUGGUACCAAUCCUAUGAAAAAGCAUGAAGUAGAAGCCAAACAGUAAAGAAAUUGAAGUUACAAAGAACGCAUCAAAGUUACAGAAAAUAUUCAUCAAAAAACUUAAAAGUAACUUCAGAGGAGUUUAUACGAAUAACCUUGCAGGAAAAAGAAGUAAAUAGUAGCAACACUGCCGUUAAACAAAUACCUAAUUUACAUUGUGAAUCCCAUGAAAUAGAUUCCGCUACACGUGAUAUUGACGUAAAAUCACUUAAUAAGAUUACAAGUUCAUCACAAAUGACAAAAGCAAAAGGUUCUUCGAAUUCAACCUCAUUUUCACAUUACUCAUAAUUUUACUACGUUUUAUUAGUAAAUGGAAUAUGUAUGUCAUGCAAUUAUAAUUGAACUUAAUUUUAUUGAAUUAAAUUCAUUACGAUUUUUAA
This is a messenger RNA of Mytilus californianus (California mussel), 1064 nucleotides long. RefSeq lists its product as uncharacterized. NCBI's taxonomy places the organism in Eukaryota, Metazoa, Mollusca, Bivalvia, Mytilida, Mytilidae. The coding region runs from base 146 to 688 and encodes 180 amino acids. The transcript has 2 exons. The record is from RefSeq and is a predicted model, not a curated record.